AUGGAUCCAUGGAUGGAGCGCGCUAUACAUGCUAUUGCAUCCUCCACGUAUGCCUCUACCCUAUGGUCCAUGAUGGAUCUUGGACUGCAACUCUUCAUGUGCCUCUACGGCCUAUCAGUAUUCCUUGAGACCCCACACGAGCUUCGCAAAGGCCGUAUCCCAUACGUCGUUGUUAGCUUCGCCAUCCUCACCCUAUCCGGGCUUGCGGCUGUCCGAAGCGGGUUUAUGACCUUCAAGUUUCUUUACGACUCUGCCGGGCCUGGUGAUAUAUUCCGUCUGAUCAACGAACUGGAGAGUGCCUGGCAUCGUAUCGCUGCUGUGGUGCUCAUCGAUGCGUACAUUUGGCUUGGAGAUGGGCUUCUGCUAUACAGGUGCUACAUGAUCUGGAAGGAUCGAGCAUGGGCAAUAACAUUACCUGCCCUUCUGUACAUUUCGUCCAUCGUUGUCGAAAUCUACCAAAUUCAGCGUCAAGCAAAAGUCCUAUCUAAUCCGGACGCAACCAUCGCGGACUACGACCAGAUCAUAGCGCUCAACAGCAGUUUUCUGUUCCUAACGGUCUCCACCAACAUCAUUGUCACCGCGCUAAUCGCUUUUAAACUCCUUCGUGCUCAUUCUCGUUUCUCUUCUGCCCUACCUGGACGGGACGUAACUAUAUACCGCAAAAUUGCAGGUAUUGUCAUCGAAUCCGCGGUUCCUUUGACUGCGUGCGGCAUUGGAUAUGCGAUUACGGAUAUAUUUCAACUUUCUUCAAAUCCCUACCUUGAUAAGGACAAUUCGAGCAGUAUCAAUAAAUGGGCGACAAUGUCGAGGGCGAACAUCGUUCUUGGUAUGCUCUACUAUUCCGCUGCGGCGCUUGCACCACAGAUGCUUAUCUUCAGGGUAACGACCGGGCGGUCAUGGAUCAGUCACGCAUUGAAGGCGUCGGGAACAGGUCCCGCACAGUUCUCGCAGGCGUUGCAGUUUAACCACACAAUGUCAAACGGGUCUUUGGGAGCUCACGACGCAGAGUCAGCUCCAGGAUGCCCUGUCAAUGUUGCGAAAGGUCCCAGCGUAUCGAUAGCAUAA
This is a messenger RNA of Coprinopsis cinerea okayama7#130, 1065 nucleotides long. RefSeq lists its product as hypothetical. NCBI's taxonomy places the organism in Eukaryota, Fungi, Basidiomycota, Agaricomycetes, Agaricales, Psathyrellaceae. The record is from RefSeq and is a predicted model, not a curated record. The coding region runs from base 1 to 1065 and encodes 354 amino acids. The transcript is spliced from 5 exons.